This is a messenger RNA of Hemibagrus wyckioides, 3038 nucleotides long. It is a transcript of the gene pank1a, whose product is annotated as pantothenate kinase 1a. The coding region runs from base 1104 to 2126 and encodes 340 amino acids. The record is from RefSeq and is a predicted model, not a curated record. Gene Ontology annotation, cellular component: cytosol; nucleus. Gene Ontology annotation, molecular function: pantothenate kinase activity; ATP binding. Gene Ontology annotation, biological process: coenzyme A biosynthetic process. NCBI's taxonomy places the organism in Eukaryota, Metazoa, Chordata, Actinopteri, Siluriformes, Bagridae. The transcript has 7 exons.
CUUUCUCUGUUAGAAACACUAGUCUGUUGAUACCAGAUGUUGUGAAAGUUCCAGAUGUUGUGAUGAAACUGUUAGAGCUUCAUGGUGUGUCACCUGAAAUCUGAUUCUGAGAAUGUUUAAUGGAGUACAGUACAGGACUGAUACAUGACACUAGCAUGGGUAUCGCUGUAGACAUUAGCAGCGUUCACACACACAGUGAUAUCUCUGUAAGUCUCCAGUCUUUGUACUGUCAAGUUGUCAGGAGGCGUGUCUACCACUGGUUGCCAUGGUAAUAACGUUAAUCUGGUUUCUUGCGGCUAAAAGUAAAUGGUUUUCUGCCUGCCUGUCUGUCUCUGUCUGUCUCUCUCUGUAUAUUUGUUUCUCAACAUAUGUCUGUCUGUCUCUCUCUCUCUUUGUAUAUUUGUUUUUCUCUGUCUGUCUGUCUGUCUGUCUGUUUAUAUACCUGUCUGUCUGUCUGUCUGUCUGUCUCUCUCUCUCUUUCAUAAUUUCUUUUCACUGUCUGUCUGUUUGUUUAUCUGUCUGUCUUUCUGUCUCCCUCUCUCUCUCACAGACAGUUCAAUGGUCAGUAAUCACACACAGACAGUUCAGUGGUCAGUAUUUACACACAGACAGUUCAGUGGUCAGUAUUUACACACAGACAGUUCAGUGGUCAGUAUUCUGUGUGUGAUGGUCUACUGUCCCGAGCGUGUAUUAGUGAAGAACCUACUCGUGAAGAAUGUAGUGAAAUCUGAUCUGAGGUUACUUCAGGGCGUCUGAUUGAGGCUCUGCAUGAACUUUGCCCCCAAUCGUCCGAGUCUUCACACAGCCCAGUGUGUAAUGUUGUGUAACGCCGCUUGCAUAAUUAAGUGACCUUUAUAUAUUUCCAUUUCACUUUGUAAUCUGACUGUUGGACGGUCCAGACACGACAGAGCGCUCUGACCUUCAUACACCACUUUACCUCCUUAUUUUCUGUUCUUCUUCCUUCCUUCAGCUCCCUUCAUUCUGUUCUUCUCAGCUACGGACGUGUGUUUGAGUCGGGCAGUAAACAGAAAGACGCUUUUCCCUGGUUCGGUCUGGAUAUUGGUGGCUCUCUGGUGAAGCUGGUGUACUUCGAGCCUCAAGACAUGACGGAGGAGGAGGAAGAGGAGCUGGGGAGCUUGAGGACAAUCUGCUCGUACCUCCGGUCCAAUACGCUGUACAGGAAGUGUGUCGCGAGGGACGUUCAGCUGGAGCUCCGGGACCUGAGCAUGCGCGGACGAGUCGGAACGCUGCACUUCAUCCGCUUCCAAACGGCCGACGUCACGCCAUUCCUGGCCGCCGUCCAGGAGAAGACCAUCGGCCAGCUCCACAGGACUGUCUGCGCCACCGGGGGCGGGGCUUACAAGUUCGAGAAUGACUUCAGGACGAUGGCCGGCGUGGAGUUAGCCAAGCUGGACGAGCUGGACUGUCUGAUCCGUGGCUUGCUCUAUUUGGAUGCGGUUGGGUUUAACGGGAAACCGGAGUGUUAUUAUUUCGAGAACCCGACAGAUACGCAGCGCUGUGUGAAGCGGCAGUGUCGGCUGGAGAACCCGUUCCCCAUGCUGCUGGUCAACAUUGGCUCAGGGGUCAGCGUCCUGGCCGUUUACUCCGAGAACAAAUACAAACGCAUCACAGGCACCAGUCUGGGGGGCGGGACCUUCCUGGGUCUGUGCUGUCUGCUGACCGGCUGUGAGACGUUCGAGGAAGCGCUGGAGAUGGCCAGCAGAGGAGACGGCAACAACGUGGACAAACUGGUCAAGGAUAUUUAUGGAGGAGAUUAUCAACGCUUCAGCCUCCAGGGGUCCACCGUGGCCUCCAGUUUUGGGCACAUGAUGUGUAAGGAGAAGAGAGACACUAUCUCUAAAGAAGACCUGGCCCGAGCCACACUGGUCACCAUCACCAACAACAUCGGCUCCAUCGCACGCAUGUGUGCCCUCAACGAGAAAAUCGACAGGGUGGUGUUUGUUGGGAAUUUCUUGCGGAUCAACACACUGUCCAUGAAGCUGCUCGCGUACGCCAUGGACUUCUGGUCCAGAGGACAGCUGAAGGCUCUUUUCCUAGAACACGAGGGAUAUUUCGGAGCAGUCGGAGCGUUCCUGGAGCUCUUGCAGUGGUCUGAAGCCCCCUGAGCAGCGUCCAUGGUGUUAAUGUGUAAACUGUACAUGACCUUUAACCCUUUAACACACACACACACACACACAGCAGCGGAGGAUGAGAUGUACAGUGUAUAGGGUCUGAAUAUUUCUCCACACUGAAAUAUUUAAAAGAAUGUGUGUUUAGUUUUUUAAUCGCUUCUUAAGGACACUACAGUAUCACUGGUCACUUUAUCACUGAUUUCUUAGAGUCAGUUCCAGAAUUAUGCAAAUUUAUGUAAAUGAGGCUCAUUAAAUAUGCAGAAAAGUUGCACACUGGACAAAACAACAGAUGUAGAUUUUUGUCACUCGAAUGAAUAUUUAUCACUUUAAAGACUUAUAUUUUAACUUAUUUCUUUAUAGUUUAAUCAGGAAAAAAAUUAAUGUUUUUUUUUUUUUUUAAAUAAUAAUUUUAUGUAAUUUAUCGUCAUCAAAAUCUAACAUAAUAUUCAUCAAUCAUCAAUCAUUUUUAAUCAGUCAUUUUUUUGGAAUUUCUCAUUUCCAAACUGAAAAUUUUCUGAAUUCAGAAGGUUUUUUUAAGGAUAUUUUAAGGAUAUAAGGUACGAAUGUGGGCGGAGCUUAAAGUCUUCAAAGCUCAAAGGUGUUAAAAAAAGAAGGUUUAAGAGUUGUGGACAAGGACGAAAUAAAGCUAAAAAAAUUUUUUUAUAAAAAUAUUUUAUAUAUAUAUAUAUUUUUAAAGAAAAUGUUUAUCCAUAAUUCUGAAUAUUUGAAAUAUAUUUUAAAGAAUCUCAUUUAAAAAAAACACAAAACAAAGAAUCUGAAGAUCGUUGUGUGAAUUAUUUUUUAAUUAAUUUUUUUAGUUUUAUUUCAUUUCUGUGGGGUUUUUUAAGACAUGUGCUGUAUUUUUUUCAUGAAAAGUCAGGAAGUAAUUUUUUAUCUAAUGAAUGU